Molecule: messenger RNA, 2113 nt
Organism: Drosophila mauritiana
Lineage: Eukaryota; Metazoa; Arthropoda; Insecta; Diptera; Drosophilidae
Product: calphotin
Exons: 2
Coding region: 49-2022 (657 amino acids)
Biological process (GO): positive regulation of transcription by RNA polymerase II
Cellular component (GO): RNA polymerase II transcription regulator complex
Molecular function (GO): transcription coactivator activity
Source: RefSeq, a predicted model, not a curated record
CGCUCGGUGCACCUCUAGCUUCCUCAGAUUCAGUGACCCCCAGUGAAGAUGAAAACCUUUGCCUUUAUCGUUGUGGCUGCUCUCAGCCUGGCUGUGGUCAGUGGACGCCCGGGUGCCCAGUAUCUGCCACCUCUGCCGGUUAAGGAGGUGUCCGCUGCGCCGAGCUUCCAGCAGUUGGUUCAGCCUCAGCUCCAGCAGCACAUCCAGUCGCAGAUCCAUCCCCAAGUGGAGUCCAUUCAGGCCUCGGUUCCGCUGGCUAGCUUCACCAUCCAGUCGAGUGGACAGCAGCAAUAUCAGAGUGUCCCAGCCCCAGCUCCAGUUUCCAUUCCAGCACCUGCUCCAGUGGCAAUCUCCGCUCCAGCUCCCGCCCCUGCUCCCGUGGAGGUUUCACAGCCGGCUCCCCAGGUGAUCUAUGAAGCACCCAAGCCUGUGGUUGCCACACAGACGGCGGUGAAGAACGCCUAUCUGCCACCCGCUCCCGUCCAGCAAUUUGUGCCCGCUCCGGAGCCAGUGGUUGCGAACAUUGCACCACAGCAGGAGACCAUCACCACCACUUACACCGCCCCAGCUGCCGCUACCGUUCCAGCACCCGCUCCAAUUGCCAUUCCAGUUCCUGCAGUGCAGGAACAGCACCAGGUGUUCCAGCAGACCUACUCCGUUCCAGCUCCUGCUCCCGUGGUCCAGCAAACAUACUCCGCACCCGCACCAGUUGUACAGGAACAGACCUACACCGCUCCCGCUCCUGUGCAGGCCGUGCAGCAGACUUAUUCAGCUCCCGUGGCUCAGGAACAAUACUACAGCGCUCCUGCUUCUGUGGCUCAGCAGACUUACUCCGCUCCUGCUCCUGCUCCAGCUCCAGUUCAGGAACAAUUCUAUAGUGCUCCCGCCCCAGCCGUUCAGCAGACUUACUCUGCUCCAGCUCCUGCUCCUGUCGUUCAGCAGACCUACUCCGCCCCUGCUUCAGCGCCUCAGCAGACUUACUCCGCUCCAGCUCCAGCAGUCCAGGAGCAAACUCAAGUGGUUCAGACCUACAGCGCUCCGGCUCCCGCUCCAGUUGCUCAGCAGACCUAUUCCUACCCAGCUCCAGUGGUGCAGCAAGCGCCAGUGGUUCAGGCAGUGGCUCAGCAGGCACCUGUGGUUCAGCAGAGCUACUCUGCUCCGGCUCCCGCUCCUGUGGUUCAGCAAACAUACUCCGCUCCAGCCCCUGUGGUUCAAGAGACCAUUCAGCAAGCCCCUGUUAUCCAGCAGGCUCCUGUAGUUCAGCAGAGCUACUCCGCUCCGGCUCCCGCUCCAGUUGCUCAGCAGACCUAUUCCUACCCAGCUCCAGUGGUGCAGCAAGCGCCAGUGGUUCAGGCAGUGGCUCAGCAGGCACCUGUGGUUCAGCAGAGCUACUCUGCUCCGGCUCCCGCUCCUGUGGUUCAGCAAACAUACUCCGCUCCAGCCCCUGUGGUUCAAGAGACCAUUCAGCAAGCCCCCGUUAUCCAGCAGGCUCCUGUAGUUCAGCAGAGCUACUCCGCUCCGGCUCCUGUGGUUCAAGAGAACGUUCAGCAAACCCCUGUAAUCCAGCAGAGUUACAUCGCUCCUGCUCCCGUUUCCAUCCCUGAGCCCGUUCAGCAGAUUGUGCAGCAGCCGCAGUACAGUGGUUACUCCUACCAGACGCCUCAGCAAGCUUCAGCUCCAGCUCCGGUUCAGGUGUCCCUUCCUGCUCCAGCACCCGUGGUGAUCUCGCCUCCUGCUCCGGCUCCAAUUUCCAUCCCAGCUCCAGCUCCAGCUCCAGCUCCAGCUCCUGCUCCAGUUCAACUGCAGCAGUCCUUUGUGCCAGCACCACCAACUCCCAUCCAAGUCCAACAGCCAGCCCAACCCAUUGUACAGUACUCAGCACCAGCGGUGCAACAGCAGGUGACCUACACCCAGCCCGCUCCUGCUCCAGUUCAAGUUGCCGCUCCAGCUCCGGUUGCGGUUUCCGGUCCCGUGGAGAUCGGAACCAGCUACGCCGCCAAUGGUGGUUACCUGUACAAGUAGGAUGCCCGUGAACGGACCCCAGCGGAGGUCCGAACUCGCAUCGAGUUGGGUAUUCAACGAUUCAGCUGAAUUUAGUGUUACGUAGCCAAUU